Molecule: messenger RNA, 4260 nt
Organism: Epithele typhae
Lineage: Eukaryota; Fungi; Basidiomycota; Agaricomycetes; Polyporales; Epitheliaceae
Exons: 8
Coding region: 1-4260 (1419 amino acids)
Biological process (GO): endosomal transport; endocytosis
Cellular component (GO): cytoplasm; plasma membrane
Molecular function (GO): calcium ion binding; protein binding
Source: RefSeq, a predicted model, not a curated record
AUGUCCAAGUUCACCCCCACUCCACAAGAGGUCGCGCUCAUCAACGCCAUCUUCGCCCAGGCCGACACACAGAAACUCAAUGUUGUUACUGGCGACGCUGCCGUCAGGAUAUUCAGCGGGUCCAAGCUCUCCCCAACCGUUCUCGCUCAGAUCUGGAGCAUUGCUGACGAAGACAACAACGGUGUCCUUACUCGCAAGGGUGUUGGCAUCGCCGUGCGCCUUCUAGGCCAUGCGCAGCGCGGUGAGAAUGUGGAAGAGAGUCUAGCGUACCAACCCGGUCCGAUACCUAGCAUCGAGGGCCUUCCCGCCGUCGCGGCACCUUCAAGCCUGAACGCCCGGGCCAAGUCCCCAGUCACUGGCUUCCCACCUCUCUCACCUGCAGACAAGGCCAAGUUUCUCAAGCUUUUCUUGGGCUGCCAUCCACAGAACGGGGUCCUCAAUGGCGAGAAGGCGAGAGACGUGUUCGUUAAGUCCAAAUUACCUGUGGACAAGUUGUCACAGAUUUGGAAUCUCGCCGACACGAAGAAUCGUGGCUCCCUUGAUGCUACCGACUUCACGAUAGCAAUGUAUCUCAUCCAAGCAUCCAUGUCUGGUCAGCUCCAGCAGAUUCCUGCGACACUACCCCCCUCCCUUUACGAACAAGCUAUGAACGGUAUCGUACCUCAGGCUACAGGCGACAGCGGGCACACAAGUCCAUCACUCACUGGCGGCUUCCCGAACCGUCCUCUGCAACAACAAUACACUGGACAGACACUCUCCCAGAUGCAGCCGCAAAUGACUGGCCAAACCCUGUCGCAGAUGCAACCGCAAAUGACUGGCCAAGCCCUCUCCCAGAUGCAGCCUCAAACGACCGGUCCUCUCAGGAAUGCCCCGCCGCCCCCACCACCACGAGGUGCACCUUCUGGCUCGAACUUCCCUUUCGCCGCGCCGCAGUCUCCCAACGUUCAGUGGGACGUUACUCCUCAAGAGAAGGCUAGUGCGGACCGUAUCUUCGAAAGUCUGGAUACCCAGCAGAGAGGAUAUAUCGAAGGCGAUGUCGCUGUACCGUUCAUGUUACAGUCCAAGUUGCCUGAAGACGUGUUGGCUCAAGUCUGGGACCUUUCCGACCUCAACAACGACGGCCGGUUGACCCAUGACGGCUUCGCAGUCGCCAUGCAUCUGAUCCAAGGCAAAAUGGCCGGCGUCGACAUUCCAACGACCAUCCCGCCGACUCUCAUCCCGCCUUCCAUGCGUGGUUCCACCGCUCCUCAACAACCACAGAUGUCCGAGACUAUGCGAGACCUACUUUGGGACGACUCCCCUCCGGCGUCAGCCACCGCUCCUACUCAUCCCACGUCGAUCCUGCAGCCUCAGUCUACUGGCAUGAUGCAGCCCCAGUCUACAGGAAUGAUGCAACCACAGUCUACUGGCGUGAUGCAGCCACAGUCCACCGGUAUUUUGCAGCCGCAGACCACCGGUCAUAUGUCUAUGAUGUCCCAAGGUCGUUCGACACCGACCAUGUCUCCUCCACCUCGAGUUCCAUCUGCUGCCGUUUCCGAUCCGUUCGCGAACAGUCCAUUCGGUGUACCUAGCACAUCAUCUCCUGCGCAUGAUCUCCUUGGCGAUGACGACGACGUCGCAGCGCGAGUAGCUCCGCUCCAGGACAAAUCUGCAGAGAUCGGGAACGUCAAGAAUCAGUUGGCUUCCACCAACCGUUCCUUAGAGGCUGCUCAAAGCGAACGCGCCAACCCCGAGCGUCAGUUGACGGAGCAAGCUGCCAUGCUUUCCAGCCUUCAAAGUCAACUCUUAUCGUCGAAAGCGGCUUAUGACACCGAAACGAAGCUUCUGGCAGCCCUCAAAGAACGCUUCGCCACCCAGAGCGCGGACAUCCAGAAGACCCGAGAGGAGCUCAUUCAUUCUGAAAGCGACCUCAGCGCGUUCAAGGUGGAGAAGGCUGAGAUUGAGGGCGCUCUCCUUCGUGACAAGGAAGAAGUUCGGGAGUUGCAACGAAAGAUGACCGAGACGGGAAUGAGCAUCGAGACCACGAAGGCUGAGGUCGAGAAGAUGAAGAAGGAGGCGAAGCAACAAAAGGGACUGCUUGCCAUUGCAAAGAAGCAGCUUGCUACCAGGGAGGCUGAGAAGGCCAAGAUCGACAAAGAACUGGAGGACGCGAGGGGGGAGCUGCAGACUGCCACCGCGGAACGUGAGACUGCUGAGGCUGAGGUCGCCGCAGUCCCGCUCGCAAACGGUCAUGUCUCUGCCGCUGCGAGCCCAGAUCCCACUCUGGCCUUUGCCGCUGCCCUGCCGUUGCCGACUUCUCCAGAAAUUUCCCCACCUGCCUCGACUAGCAAGAGCACCAAUCCCUUCGAGCGGCUGGCCAUGUCGGGCACUCCUCGGUCAGAGUCCCCCUUCCUUCCGUUCACCACUUCGUCAACUCUCCCAACCCCUGUUGUGCAUGAAACUCCCGCGGUCCCCGCUGCCAGUAUCGAUCCUUUUGGAUUUGACCAGGCGUUCGUCCCUAUCCCAACGGAGUCCAAGCCUGAGGAGCUCGUCCCCGAGACGCCGAAACCUUCUGUGCCGCCGCCUCUUAAUCUCGGAUCGCCCAGUGCACAAGAGAUCAUUUCUCCUGCCGACACCGAGGCCGACCUCUUCACAACACCCCCGAGUACCGCGACUGCUUCCCACCACACGUCGCCCCAACCGAGCGAGGCUGGGCAAUUCCCUGCGCUGGAGGACAUCGUCACCGAUGACAUUGCGCCCACUCCUACAGGCCCCUCCGCAUCCACGCCUCUCAGUGGCCACGAGGAUACUGAUCUCGCCCACCAGUUGAAGGAAAUCGAAGAGUCGGACAGCGACGACAGCAGCGACGACGACGACGACGACAACGAGCCGCUGACCUCAGUUGCGGCGAAGCUGACAGAGCAAGCUGAACCCCAGACAAACGGAGCUUCGGUCACCACAGAUACUUCUGCCUUCGAGGAUUCCUUUGGUAUCUCAAUCUCGAAGGAGGAGAAUGACGCGUACAAGCAGGCGUCUCCUCCCUUGCCGGUAGCCUCGCCUUCGUCCACUGCGGCUAACGACUUUGAAAGUAUGUUUGAGACCCCUGCUGUGGCCAAGGAAGCCCCUCCGUCAGCCACCAUUCCCGCCAUGGCCGCCACUCCGAACAUUAACGGCACUGCGGUUCCUUCGGCUGGUGUUAACGAGUUCGAUCAGGCACUGGCCAAGCUUCCAAGUAUGGAGAGCAGCACGGCUUCGUCUCAGUUCACGGGGUUUGGGGGGUUUGAUUCGGCCUUCGACGACAAUUUCGACUUCGCUGCUGCAUCUGCAGCCCAGCCCAUCGUGGAUGCCAAUCCGGCGGCGGCGGCUGCCGCCUUCCCUCCUGCCCCUUCUGCCCCCGCUCCAGGUUUUCCCCCAGUCCCCACCACCAAGCGCUCUAGCUUCGACGAUGUGUUCGGUACAAGCAAUGUCCCCGCGCCUGCUGCCGUCGCCCCCGCCGCCGCAGUAGCCACCGCUCUCCCUACAAGCCACUCGGCCCAGUCCAGCGCACCGUCCCAUACCAUUUCCUUUGACGACGCGUUCGGUGCUGGUGUCGGCUCGACGGGGUCCUCUUCCCAUCUGCCCCAUGCCCCAGCACAAAACCUCACCGCUAGUACUUCCGGGCGAAGCAACGGCACCGCUAGCGGCUUCUCGUUCGAGGACGCCUUUGGGGGAACUGAUGACGCGCUCACCCUCGACUCCUCGUUCACGAGCACUGGAUCGGUUCCCCCGACCGGAUCGGCGGCCACGUCGACGAUCUCCGCCUCGGGCUUCCAGCCUCCAGCAGGCCCGCCACCGGGUCGGCAGCAGCAGCACGCGUUCCCGGCGGGGUCACCGGUGGGCUCGCCGCGAGGGUCGAGCUCGACCGCGCCGGGCGGCAGGAGAUCGUUGUCUCCAUCUGGAGGGCACCCCAGCCCACCUCCUAGGCACUCUUCUCCCCGUCCGAGGCCGUCGACCGCAGACUCGCAGAAGGAGGGCAAGGAGAAGGCCCCUCCGACCAGGAGUAACCGGCUCAGUAUCCGCUUGCCCUUCGGCCGCAAGAAAAAGCAGCACGACGCCCCGCCAGUACCUCAGCUGUCACAGCAGCUGAUCGUGGAGGACCCGACACCCGCAGUGGAAGACGACGUGGAGGCGGUGAAGACGCUCUGCGGCAUGGGCUUCAGCAGGACGCAGGCGGUGACGGCGCUCGAAGAACAUGGGUACGACGUCCAGAGGGCGCUCAAUAGCUUACUAGGUGCACAAUAA